AUGCGAUUAGAAUGCGAUGUUAUGGUGAUGAAAGCAGGAUGCUGUGGGGGAUCGAAGAGCUUGCCGUUGCCGUCCAAAUGUAGUAAAGGAAUUGUGAGGCUUGGCAAAAAUCACACUAAGAGUGGUGUGCGGUACCUAUUACAUGUGGCAACCCGACGUGACACUAAAGCGCCGCCCAUUGAGAUAGCCCCGAAUAAUAUUCGAGAACUGCACCUGCAACGAAUUACAUCAGGUCGCGCCUCCUUUGCCUUCAACAACCCUGCCGUUUCAGUUUUCAUAAUGAAGAGUAACCCAGCACAUCUUCAGCGCUUUAUCCGUAAUUUCCAGGACAUUUUAAAAGGCGAUGAUGUUUCUUUGAAGUCGUUAGAUAAAGUGAAAACGACAGACUUCAAAGUUCAACCGAAAAAGUUGUGUGUCUUGAAAAAGGAGGAUUUGAUUGGGAUUGCUUAUCCGUCAUCGUUGGAGACUCUGGAGUUGAUCUCACUGGGUAUCGAUAGCGUCGACAGCCGCUGGUUUUCAUUACCAACCCUCUAUCAGCUGGAUUUGUCGCGGAACCGCCUUGGACAGGCGUCAAAUUUCGUGAAAAUAAAGCUGAUAUCGCGGUUAAGCAACCUACGUGUUCUUUCAUUGGAAGAUAAUCAAAUAGAAACAUUGAGAGCCGUGCCUCUCUUCUUUGAAUCACUUCCACAAUCGCUUCAAGUCCUAAGUCUAGCCAUGAAUCGUCUCAAGACAUUGCCCAGCUCCAUCGUGAAAGUGCGACAUCUUCAGACACUUGUCCUCAGCUUUAACGAGUUGAGCAGCUUACCGAGAGAUAUGUCCGAUAUGCGACUUAGGAAUUUAUUCGUUGAUAAUAAUCGCAUCACUUUCUUACCUCAUGAUCUCAAAAGUCAAAAAUUUGAAAGAUUGGACUGUGAUAAUAAUCCUUUUGGUAAUUCCGUG
Ostertagia ostertagi is the source of this 939-nucleotide messenger RNA. NCBI's taxonomy places the organism in Eukaryota, Metazoa, Nematoda, Chromadorea, Rhabditida, Trichostrongylidae. The record is from the annotation of a GenBank genome assembly.